GGGUGUUUAAGCAAUUUUCAUCAGGCACCGUGGGGGGGCGGCCGACGACACAAGGAACGACGAAUGGGCCGGCGGUCGCCUGUUUACGAUGACAUAAGCUGGAACUCGCACAAGGGGGAUCAAUAAUCACCACAACGCUUGUAUAGAGGCCAUGCGAUCCAUGUUGAGGCGGGGGAGAGAAAAGCUAUGGUUAUAUAAAAUGCGAGGGAGAAUCGAAUCAAAGGCCUCUGCAUUUGCAUCAUUGUUAGGCUUAUCGAUCUUACUCAACAUAGCGACCGCAAGGCUUCAAAGAUCAAGUGGGAUGGAUCGGAGUGCGGUUCCUGGAUAUACCAUACUCCGUAAUCCAGAUACGAUCCAGCGUUUGCGAGUCACUUAACCGGAGAACUGCACCGAGAAGUUGGUGAAGGAUUGCCCGAGGCUGUGGCUCAUUUCAUACUAAUACUAACGGUACUACUGCCCACGUAACGUCUUUGUCG
Aspergillus welwitschiae is the source of this 476-nucleotide messenger RNA. RefSeq lists its product as uncharacterized. Bases 152 to 376 code for a protein of 74 amino acids. The transcript has a single exon. The record is from RefSeq and is a predicted model, not a curated record. NCBI's taxonomy places the organism in Eukaryota, Fungi, Ascomycota, Eurotiomycetes, Eurotiales, Aspergillaceae.